Peromyscus maniculatus bairdii (prairie deer mouse) is the source of this 5327-nucleotide messenger RNA. It is a transcript of the gene Insyn2b, whose product is annotated as inhibitory synaptic factor family member 2B. NCBI's taxonomy places the organism in Eukaryota, Metazoa, Chordata, Mammalia, Rodentia, Cricetidae. The record is from RefSeq and is a predicted model, not a curated record.
UCGGCUUUUUAUUUAUUCCUACGUGAGCAGACCCACUACACUUCUUGCAUAUAAACAGUGAAAAUUACAAUAUAAAGGGCUUCUUUUUCCUUCGUUUGGAGUUACCUUGCUGCUGGUCAAAGCCUGGCUCGUUGUGAGAGGAAGGGGCAACAUCCUCUGCAGGUAAUUCUACUGCUCUGAGCUGAACACCUCCAAAAAGAAAAGGCUGCAGAGAUGACUCACUGCCCACAUGUGAACUUCAACCAAGACUCUACAACCAAGCCCAGCCCUCUGAGUUUCCCUGAUGCCUCAAUUCUGUCCUAGUCAUACCCUUCUGGGUUUAGUGAGACUAUUUAAGAAGUUAAGUUACCCUCGCUGAAACACGGGGAAGCAACAUGGAAGAAAAUGGCCCCACUGGAGAAAUUUCUGAUUGACGUAAGUGGGGACGUUCCCUUAGGAACAUCAUGUACCAUCUAAGCAGCAGAGCCCCAGGUCAUCUCUUACUCUGUUUAUUUACAUGCUAUGACAAGAAGAUGUGUUUAAGGCUCCCAUAGCCUUGCACCACAAUUCAAUGCUCUGGGAAAAGCAGCCAUAUGGUCUAGACAUAGUAGGUUCAUUUCAGAGUUCACGCAUUCCGAGUGUGGCACUGUCCCCUAAAUGGUACUUUUGUUGUCCUUCUGUUCAAGACAACAAGCUUCUUCUAGGAUCAGAACUGUUUCUUGGAAUCCACUGGCAGACAAGCCCAUCAGUUCUCUUGGUAGGUCAGAUGUUUCAUAAUUAGCCUAACUCACUGGUUAUCUACUCAGUGAUUAUGACUACAGUGACAUAAUAUUUCAACUGCAGGGGAAACAUUCCAGACAGCUAAGUAGCACAGUCAGGCUGGGAAUGGCCGGCAGGGCUUCCUGCAUCAAGAGGAGUGGACCACUACAUCCUGCCUGGCCAUUCUCCUUGUCUCCAUCAUUAGAUACUGCUCUAAAGACCUAAGGGAGAUGUGCCCAGGACAAGUGUGUGGUCCUUCUCCCUCUCACUGAGGCUCGAUGGCCCAGCAAAGUAUGAAAGUGAGGCCCGUGCUCCUAAAGCGAAGCAGUCUGGAGUCUGUGGAGCUUGUGAAACAACCACACCACCGCAGGAGCAAAUCACAACAGGUGCGAUUCAAGGAAGAUGGGAACACGAAGAGUCCAACUGGCGUAACUGAGGCUGAUACCCAAACGCCUGAAGACCAGGGGCUAAUGGGGAAGACACAAGCAUCCCGGCACCAUCACCCUGCCACCUACUCACUGUCUUUCCCCAGGUCCCACAAGGCAGGAGGCUUUCGCAGCAUCUCUAUCCAGACCUCCCCCAGUCUCAGGAAGCAUUUCCCAGUUUUCAAAAGGAAGAAACUCACAACUAGCAAGUCUCUGGUGGAAAUGCCAACAGCCUCCCCAAGUGCCAUCCAGGUCAACGGCAACCUCUCUGAACAGGAUAUUGUGUCCUCUGACCUUGCCUUCCUGAGGCUGGCUCAGCAUCUCGAGGAUGGGCCUCGAAGACUCAAAAUGCCCCACCCAUUUCUCCCUAGGAUGUCCAAGGUGCAAAGCAAUGGGCCUGUUAGCUUCUGCUUGGAAUCUGGGACUUGGAGGUCUUCAGAGAAAGCAACAGCUGCCAUUCAGGUUCCAGAUGAUAUUUGUCAUAGUCCAGGCUGGGAAGCUAGAGAGCCUACUUUCGGCCCAGAAAGCUCAGCUGAAGGAAGCAACUGUAUACCCGCUUUGGUCACCAUGUGCCCAGGGGAUGGGCAAAGAGUGCUGACAUCAGAUCCGGAAAGAUUCCCCUCCUGCUUGAACACCAACAGCAGUGCCAACACCACCCCAGGCACAGGAAAACUCACACCUGAAUUGCUUUUGCCCAAAGAUAACCCUGACAGCAAAGACCUUGGCCUUCUGUCUUCUCAGUCAAAGAAGACGUGUGUUCCCUCACCAUCACGGACUCACAUCGCCUCCGAGCCAGGCUCCCAUAGCCAGCCAGCCCAUGUAGGAAGAACCUCUGAUUGCCCAGCAUUGAGUGACAAUCACCAGGACCUGGAGUCACUCAAAAGUGGAAGUGCAUCCAAGUCUGUCCCUGUGUGUCGGGAGCAUGUGACAAAGCUCCCCAGCCAGUCAGACAGCUUAGACCUCCAGACUGGCCUUGGAAGUGAGCACCUUGCUUCCUCCUUCCCAAGGCACGAGAACAAACCUCAGAGCAGCAGGGAGCUUGGUGGUAAUAAUCACAGUCACCUGGCACAGGGCGAGGAGCUCUGUGACCUCCAAGGCCGGCUGCAAUCAGUAGAGGAAUCACUGCACUCAAACCAAGAGAAAAUUAAAGUCCUGUUGAAUGUGAUUCAAGAUCUGGAGAAAGCUCGCGCUCUCACUGAAGGGAGGAACUUCUAUCGGACUGGCCAAGAUCUCAACAACUGCAGCACCUGUCAGAACACGGCGUGCAUCAUAUACAGCGUGGAGUAUGAUUUCCGGCAGCAGGAAGGCAGAUUCCAUGAGGUUCUUCAGAGCCUGGAGGAGGCAGAGCCAGCUGAGGAAGCUCCUUCCCCACCCACGUCCCCAGCCGAAGCCCCGGUCCCUGAGAAACAGGACUUACGGCGAAAAAGCAAGAAGGUGAAGAAGAAAUGUUUCUGGUGGAUAUAAGAGGAGAUGGGGGAUCCCCUGCCCUCAAGGCCACCCUGCUUCUCUACAAAAGCCCAGGCUGAGGUCCCUUGACCUGUGACAUGGGAGUGCCUCCGAGCUGGUGCACUGUUGGACACCGGGCCAUCAACCUUAGCUGAGUGUGUGCCACUGCUUGCUGAGGAUUUUGUGGCCACUUGUGUGGCCACGUGCUGAGCUGCCUGUCACACACAGCCAGGCCUCAUCCUCCUCUCCUAAGCUCAGAUUCCUACCAUAAGCAAAGCCCCACUGCACUCCCAUCAUUUCCAUGACAACAAGCAUCUCCUCCCCACCCUGAGUUCAUCAACCCCAGAGAAACCGAAAUAGGUGUGUGCCAUGCACUGCAGAAAGACAAAGGUGAUAAGCAGGUAGCCUAGAAAACAUCCCACAAUAAACUAACAUGGUUCUAGGAUUUGUUGUACAAAAGCACAAUAGAACCGAGCAGGUCCUAACAAUGCCAGGUCACCCUGAUGGAUUAAGUUGUCCUCUUUUUUUUUUUAAACUAGUCCUUAGACCUCAAAUCGAGGGGCUGCCUUUUCACAAAGUAUGGGCCAUGCAGGGUGGUAAAGUAAGUUUCAGGUGGGCAUUAGGCACCUGUUGUGUGAUUGUUCUAUGUGACUGAACUCAAGUGACUUUCACGGCCGUGGUCUUUCUGGGGCCACUUAACUGUCAUAUGUCUCUGUAUGGCAAGUGGGAUAUAAACGAGAGGGGCUUUAACUUUAGGAUCCCACCAUCAUUUACCUGUAACAUUAAGGGUCAUGAGACUCAGCAACCUAUAUGUCAGUAUAUAGUAUCAAGCAACAUUAAUAAAGCUGAGCUACAAUACAGCACUUUUUCUCAUCCAUGCAUCCUUGUGACAACCAUGUAGAUAGGCCUAAACAUGCUACUCGACAGUUUCCCUUCCUGGUGACCAGGCUGCCGUCACCUGAUCUAGGAAGAAGUGGGACUGAGAACUGGUACGAAAGCCCCAUCUUCCACAAAGUUUGAGUUCCUUAAGAUCUGGCUCAUUCUGUUGACAAGACCUCCGCCCAUGGAUGUCUGGUCAAGCUUGCAUGCCGAGCAAACUCCUAAGGCAGUGUAAUUAAGUGAUUGCUAUAUACUCGGCGGGCUGAGUCGGGAGCAAGGCUUGGAUUCCUUUGCAUUAAAUUCAGUAUUCUGCCAGCCUGUGAUUGGACUGACACUGUCGAAACAUGAGCCACACCUAAAUAAGGAAGCAUUUUAUAAGCCCCCACACCCCCGCCAAAGACCUAGUGUCUGAGUGAGUCUCUGCUGUGCACGUGGGAUGUGCGUACCCCACUACAAAUUGAGACUAAUUGAGCAAACCGCCCCCAACAAUUUCACUUCCCCAUCACAGUGCUGCAGUGCAAAAGCUAUUUCAGGGAGAGCGAGGGAAAUUUGGCAAGGAGUCUUGGCUUGCACUAUUUAAGUCUUGGGAUGUCAUUUGAGAUGUUCUUUCUCUGUUUCUAGUGUAAUGUUUAAAUCCACGAAGUGAGACCAGAAUAUAUAACAUCAAGUUAGAAUGAAGAUAAAUACACUUGCCAUGCUUAAGAAACCACAUUUCAAUUAGAUAUGUUACCACUGGCCAAAAGCCACAGAUCUUUCUUUCUGUAUCUACACACUCAACUCUCAGUUGGCCCCAGCAAUGGAAAAAAACAGUACAGAGGAUAAUCCAAUAAAGCAAAAUCAUUUGGGAUCUCUUAUGUAAUUUUAUCUUGUAGUGGUGCUUCUGUCUUAAUUUGUUUUGCUUACACUAAUUUCAAAUGAGUUUAUAUUCCACAGCAUCAGGCUGUAAUGAAAAUAUUCUUGCACUUAGAUUUAGAGACCCAGGCAAUAGAAUAGCCUAUUCCACUAACCUGGAGAAAAUGGUGUAAUCGUGUCCUUUUUUUGACUGGGGAGAAGAACGGCUGCUCCCCCUGAUUUCUAAGUUCUGUGUAGCUUCUGGCAGCCAAGGAGCACACACUGUGAGAGCUAGCUCUAGCCUUUGCCCUGGCUAGCCUGGAAAGGUGAGGAGAUACCUGGGGUAGCUCAUGUCUUUACAUACACAUGGUGAGUUAGGGGCCUUGCAUAAACUCUGAACUGAAGGAGAUGAAAUUGGGAUUGGAAAAUGUUGACAUUCCCAGAAGUAAAACAAACCAAGAAUAUGUGAUUCUAAACCAAAGCACAACACCUCAUUGCAUGGCUUAGGCCACUAGCCUACACCUGGAGGGGAGGUUCCUUCUGAUAACUGAAUCCCCAAAGUCAGUAUGUGGGAAAAGGAUUGAUAACCACCAGCCUGCUGCUGAACAGGAAGGCUCAUCUCUACAUGAAAUAAAAACCAUACACAUAUAUACCAAAACUCUAUACUCCGUUACUUGUGUCGAGUACCACUGCUUCUUUGUAAACUAGUGUGUAAUAUGAUCAUCUACAGAAAUGUUAUCCUUGAGAGUAUAUGGUUUUAUGGAAAGAGAUUAAUUUAGCAAAAAUUACUUUUGUGAAAUGGGAGGGACUGAUUCAUCUGUUCAAAUUGCAGGGGUUUAAUGUAGCUGCUCGCUCUAUAGUUAAAACACUCACUAUCCCUGGAACUUAAUGCCAGCUCAUCUGUGGAGCGCCUUCUUGAAGACAAUGUAUCACUGUAAGGUUUUGUAAAUUUCUAAACUAUUUUAAAUGGGAUAUUAUCUUUUGCAAUAAACUUAAGUAUUUUUCCUA